This is a messenger RNA of Cyphellophora attinorum, 282 nucleotides long. RefSeq lists its product as uncharacterized. The coding region runs from base 1 to 282 and encodes 93 amino acids. The transcript is spliced from 2 exons. The record is from RefSeq and is a predicted model, not a curated record. Lineage: Eukaryota; Fungi; Ascomycota; Eurotiomycetes; Chaetothyriales; Cyphellophoraceae.
AUGAAGCUCCUCCUUCCGUUCCUCGCCCUCUUCGCUCUCGUCGCUUCAAACCCUGUCCCCGAAGGUCUGCUCGACAACCUGCCAGUUUUGCAGCCAAGAGCCGAUGAGUGUGAGGCGUGCGCCACAAAUUACACGCUCUGCUACAAUCUAUGCUUCUACCAGCAGAUCCUGAACCAGGCUGUUUGUGCGGCGAGUUGUGGUGCUGCUAAGGGCUGUAAGGUGGAGGCAUGUGCCAAGUGUGAAGACUUCGCCAAGGAGCAUUGCAGUUCUUCUUCGUCUUAG